GUGGUGGCUUUUGUCAGGGAAGUGGUGGCUUUUGUCAGGGAAGUGGUGGCUUUUGUCAGGGAAGUGGUGGCUUUUGUCAGGGAAGUGGUGGCUUUUGUCAGGUAGCUUUAAAGAGGGAGGAAGUAGAUGCAAGAACCAAAGCUCAGUUUUGUUGUUUUUUACUUCUGAGAAAGGGUCGAUAAGAGGUGAUGAGAAAACUCGUAAAAUGUUCCGGUUAUCUAGGCGAGAGUAAGAGAGAGAGAGAGAGAGAGAGAGAAGAUCCUAGUUGCGUGUGAGCAGAACUGGUUUUUCAAGGUUGUUAGAUGUUGUAAUGCAGGUUUUUCUCGCUGGAGUUUCUCGGAUGAAAUUGGAUGAGAACGGGAGAGGGAGGUUGAAGGCUGCAAUGUGUUGUGAGGCAGCCACAGGCGGCAAUGCUUUGAGGCAGCAACAGGUGGCUAUCGAGGCUGUUGCGUUCGACUAAGGUGGCUUGUAUCUUGGGAACUUCAUUUGCAUGUUGUGCAUUAUCCGGUAAUUAAUCAAUUCAGGGCUCCUUGUUUUCAGACGACUCUCUGGUCAUUGAGCAGGGUAACCAUCUACUCAAUCUAGAAAAAUAUUUUCAUUACUUCCUGGAUGAAAUUUGUUUAUGAAAAGUAAAACAAUGAAGUUCAAAAACAAGGAAUCCUUAGAAAAUGCAGGAUUAGGCGUAAUCACCAAGAAAAUGAAACGUAUUUCUGAUUAUGGGUCUGUGAGGAAAGCCUCGGGAGUGAAAUCUCAAACAGGAACAGAUGACGACCUUGAACCAGUAUCUUUCCUUUCGUUGUACCGCUUCUCGACGGCGGGGCAGCGCUGCCUGCUGCUGGCGGGGCUGGCGGCUGGCCUGGCGGGAGGAGCCCUCACGGUCGCCAACAUGGCGCUGCUCGCCGGCCUCACGGACGAGCUGGUGCGCCACGGCAACGCGACUCUGCACGGCGGCCCCGGGGACCAGCUUCUCCACGCCCUGCAGGGGUUCGCGCUGGGCAACGCCGCGGUGGGGGCGGGCGUGCUGCUUCUAGGGUACCUGUCCGUGUGCCUCUUCAACCACGUGGCCGCCCAGCAGAUAUACAUGAUUCGGUGCAAAUUCUUUGAGUCUGCGUUGCACCAGGACAUCGGCUGGUACGACGUCAGGCAGACGGGAGAUCUGGCCAGCAGGAUGGCAGAAGACCUUAACAAGCUGGAAGAUGGUUUCGGGGAGAAGGUGGUCAUGUUCGCCAACUUCGUCGCCAACUCGGUGGCCAGUGUGGUGUUUGCGUUCGUGAGGGGCUGGGAGUUGACACUGGUGUGUCUGGCUUCGACGCCGGUGAUUCUGAUAGUCGUCGUCCUCAUCAUGUGGGAGAUAUCGCGACUGUCGAAGAAGGAGUUGAAGGCAUACGGGAAAGCUGGAGCCAUCGCGGAAGAAGCUCUGGGUUCCAUCAGAACUGUGUUCGCAUUCGGCGGAGAAUCACAAGAGGUGAAAAGGUACCGAGCCAACUUGGUGUUUGCGAAGAAGAUCAGCGUGAAGAGGGGCUUCUACAUGGGCGCUGCAUUCGGCGUGAUCUGGUUCUUCAUCUACGCCGCGUACGCCCUUGCGUUCUGGUACGGCGUGGGGCUGGUUCUGGACCAGCGGCACUGGCCCCAGGACGAGAUCGUGUACACUCCGGGGACCAUGAUCGUGGUGUUCUUCUGCGUGAUGCAAGGCUGCAUGAACGUCGGGGCGGCCUCGCCGUACCUCGAGGCGUUCGGCGUGGCGCGGGCCGCCGCGGCCAAGGUGUUCUCUGUCAUCGACCGAGUCCCCGCCAUCUACAGCCUGUCCGAGCACGGCUCGAAGCUGCCCCAGCUCAGGGGCUCGCUCACCUUCAGGAACGUCCAUUUCGAGUAUCCGUCCAGGCCGGGCGUCAAGGUGUUGGACGGCGUGGACCUGACGCUGGCGCCGGGCCAGAAGGUGGCCCUGGUGGGCAGCUCGGGCUGCGGCAAGUCCACUUGCGUCCAGCUCAUCCAGAGGUUCUACGACCCCACGGAGGGGCAGGUGUUGCUGGACGGGACGGACGUCGCCGGCCUGAACGUGUCGUGGCUGAGGGCUCAGGUCGGCGUGGUGGGGCAGGAGCCUGUCCUCUUCAACAUGAGCAUCGAGGAGAACAUCCGCCUGGGCCACGCGACCGCGUCGAAGGCGGACGUCAUGCAGGCCGCGAGGGACGCCAACGCCCACAGCUUCAUCUGCGGCCUGCCCCAGGGCUACGACACGGUGGUGGGGGAGAAGGGGGCCCAGCUGUCCGGGGGGCAGAGGCAGAGGAUCGCCAUAGCCCGCGCUCUGGUGCGCCAGCCCCGCAUCCUGCUGCUGGACGAGGCGACCUCGGCCCUGGACAGCGGCAGCGAGGCCAGCGUACAGCUCGCCAUGGACAAGGCGAGCCAGGGCCGCACCACGCUCGUCGUGGCUCACCGCCUGUCCACCGUGCGAGGCGCGGACCGCAUCGUGGUGAUGGCGGGGGGGCGGGUGGUGGAGGAGGGCACCCACGCGCAGCUGAUGUCGCUCCAGGGCCACUACUGCUCGCUGGUCGCCUCCCAGGUGGACCACCACAACCACAGGCCGGGCGCAGGCGGCGGCGACGGCGACAGGGACUCCCUGCUGGAGGAGAUGCUGGCGCUGGGCAUCGAGGUCCCGGGCCUCGGCGACAGGAGGCCCGAGCCCUCGGCCCCCGAGCCCCCGGAGCCCCCGGGCCCCUCGCCCCCCUCGCUGGCGGACGUGCUGAGUCUCGGCCGGCCCGAGUGGCCGCUGCUGGUCGUGGGAGGGGCGUGUGCCGUCGUCAUGGGCUGCUCCUACCCCGCCUUCGCCGUGCUCUUCGGGGACAUCCUGCAGUUGCUAGGGCUGGAAGACCCGGUAGAAGUACGCGACAAAACAAACAUGUUCUGCAUAUACUUCUUGGCUGCUGCUGUAGUGAUUGGCGUUUCUUCCUUUAUUCAGGUGGCCGCCACCACGGUGGCCGGCGAGAAGCUCACGGCGCGCCUGAGGGCACGGCUCUUCGCGGCCAUGCUGCGCCAGGAGGUGGCGUGGUUCGACCACCAGGACAACUCCCCGGGGACGCUGUGCGCCCGGCUGUCGUCCGACGCGUCUCAGGUCCAGGGGGCAACCGGCCAGCGAGUGAGUCUGCUGGUGCAGUCGCUGUCGACGCUGCUGGUGGGCGUGGCUCUGGCCAUGUACUACGAGUGGCGGCUGGGACUGGUCGCCCUCUCCUUCUGCCCCGUCGUCAUCCUGGCGCAGUACCUGUUCGGUCUGCUGCUGUCCGGGACGCUGCUGCGCGACCGUGCCGCCCUGCAGAGCGCCGUCAACGUGGCGGUGGAGGCCGUGGGCAGCAUCCGCACGGUGGCGGGGCUGGGACAGCAGAGGCUGUUCCUGGACCGGUUCGCGUCCCGCCUGCAGCCCACGCGGGACCUCGCGCUGCGAUACGCUCACCUGCGGGGCGCCGUGUGCGGCCUCGCCAGCUCCGUGCUGUUCUUCGGCUUCGCGGCGACCAUGUACUACGGCGGCCGCCUGGUGCAGUGGGAGGGACUGGCCUACGGCUCCGUCUUCAAGAUCAGCCAAAUGCUGCUCAUUGGCACAGCGUCCAUUGGUGCUUCAAUAUCGUUCGCACCCAACUUCCAAAGAGGUCUGGUCGCUGCAGGAAACAUUUUCCAAAUCUUGCACAGAAAACCAAGACUCACUGAUCCGUCUACCGAAAAGAAAAACUGGGUGGCGGAGGGGCGCGUGGAGUUCUCCCGAGUGGGCUUCUCGUACCCGGGGCGACCGACGGCCCAGGUCCUGGACGACGUGAGCCUGGGGGCCGAGCCGGGCCGCACCAUCGCCCUGGUCGGGCCGAGCGGCUGCGGCAAGUCCACCUGCCUGCAGCUGCUGCAGCGCUUCUACGAGCCCACGUCCGGCUCCGUGACGCUGGACCGCCAGGACGUGUCGUCCGUGCCCCUGCGCGGCCUGAGGCAGCAGCUGGGCGUGGUCUCGCAGGAGCCGGUGCUGUUCGACCGCACCGUCGCGGACAACAUCGCUUACGGCGACAACACCCGGCGCGUGCCGCACAGUGAGGUCAUCGCCGCGGCCAAGCUCGCCAACAUUCAUGGCUUCAUAGCGUCCCUCCCCUUGGGAUACGAGACGCGGCUGGGCGAGAAGGGCAUGCAGCUGUCGGGCGGGCAGAAGCAGCGAGUGGCCAUCGCCCGGGCCCUGGUGCGCAACCCCCGCGUCCUGCUGCUCGACGAGGCCACCUCCGCCCUCGACGCCGACAGCGAGAAGGUGGUGCAAGAAGCGCUGGACAAGGCGAGAGCCUGCAGGACGUGCGUCGUGAUUGCACACCGGUUGUCGACGAUAAAGGACUCUGACUGCAUCUACGUCAUCGCGGACGGAAGAGUCGCGGAACGAGGCUCUCACUCGGAGCUGAUGUCCCUCGAUGGGACGUACAGGAAACUGUACAGCCUGCAGCAGAGUCCCGAUUGACGUGGAGGGGUGAAUACGUUUGUGGUUCUACCAGCAGACCAAAUACAUUUUUUGUUGCCAUUUGAGUUUUUUAAGAAAUGUGAUAAAAUUAGUACAAAUGUGUGUGUUUCAGAAUGGCUAAGUUGACUUUAAUGUGAAAUUCUGUUUCAGUGUUUAUCAUAAUUUAUAUUAUAAAAAAAAUUAAAUAAUGAAAAGAUAUAUAAUAUGUAGAAAUAUAUAUUUUUAUGCGUUGGACAGUGGUAAAUAUUUAAAAGAUAUCAUCAAAACCUUUUGUUUUAACUAACAAUAUAGCCCAUAUUAUUUUCAGCAUUUUAAACACUAAACAUAUAUACACACACUCAACACAAGUUUUCAAUUAUGUGUAAUGUAAAGUUUGGUGGAGUGUGUUCGAAAAUUUCUCAAUCGGUUCAAAAAAUAUUUAAUAAUUAAGUCAAGACACUUUAAGAACCACUGGCAUUUAAAUUCAAGAAAAUAAUAUAACCAUGCAAAACUUAAGUGUCAACAUUUAAGCACUUGAAAAUUAUGAUACAAAAAUAAAUUAAAAAUGUUUGGUGGUGGUCAAAAGAAUUCAAUGAAGCAAGCUCAAUAGUUGUAACAUAAUGCAGACAAUACCGACAAUGCUGUAUCGCAGUGCGAAAGAUCAGUAUAAAGCUGAAUGGGGAGAUUUCACUAAAAUAGAAACUUAACAAAUCAGUUUAUGGAGCCCAGCAGACAACUACGAGUCGAAGCAGCUGACUCGCGAAUUACAGGGACCUCUCGGAGGUGAGUCUGACUCCACCAGUUGUCUUUUUGCGUGACUCGCAGCGUGAUUGAGUGAGUUGAGUGAGAGAAUGACUUAGUGAUAGAUACUAAAAUGCAAGCAAUUAAAAUAAUACAAAAUUUAAUUGUAUUAAAAGUUAAUCAUUAAUCUUGAACAGAAAUUUUUUUAUCAACCGUCAUCUUUAAAAUUGCCCAGCGAUUACUUUUACACCUCACUGUAUUCUAAAGCUAAAAGUGUAGUAUGUAUGCUUCAUUUUCAUCUCAAGCCCACAAUAAAAUCACAUUACUGUACAUGCGUAUUAAGAAAUUUCUGUUGUCCGUCUAUUCAUUAUACGUCACAGCCCUGGUUUGGGUGGUGACGGUUAAUCAAAGUUUUACUGGAUAUUAAAAGAAAAUUAUAUUUGUUUAUUGUUUCUGAUAUAACUAACAAAAAAUAUGUGUGGAACGUUAUUAAAUAUAUUAAUUUGCAUCCUGAUCAGGUUACAAUAGUUUUGUCUGACUAAUUAGUUGCGGGUGUGUGUUUCUGCAGCCAAUCGGAGCGCAGAACCCCAGCCGGCGGGCAUGCUUCGAGGAGUCUUCGACAGCCGCUCCUAGCUGGUUUUGUUGGCAUCCCUGGCACGGGGUUCAUCGUACCGCAACAACUGGGAUGUUGCUGCAGCCAGUGUUCCACAAGCAUCGACCAGCAAGUUGAUACAGCCACUGAUCCAUUUGUUAAUUUAUUGUAAUUGGAUUUUUUUUUAUGUCAAUACUAAUUUAAAAUUGCUUCCAUAGUGGGAGGUAAUUCAAAACAAGGACGAUAGUAGUCGAGUGAAGCAGCCACACAUCUAUCAUCACCAUCCAAAAUUUAAUUGAAAUUUGAAACUUGUUAUGCUAUGAUCUUAUAACUAUAUACAGGGGUUAUUAAAUUAUGGAUGGGGAUGAGAAAUGUAACAGCAACACUCAACAAUAAUAAUGUAACCCACUAUGUCACAAAAAAAAUUGUUGGUACAACAGUAAAAUAUACUGAUUCAAUAAAAAUAAAAGUGUAAUUGAACAGGAAACAAA
Messenger RNA from Bacillus rossius redtenbacheri, 6271 nucleotides. RefSeq names its product phosphatidylcholine translocator ABCB4-like. The record is from RefSeq and is a predicted model, not a curated record. The transcript has 24 exons. Gene Ontology annotation, biological process: transmembrane transport. Gene Ontology annotation, cellular component: plasma membrane. Gene Ontology annotation, molecular function: ATP binding; ATP hydrolysis activity; ABC-type transporter activity. Lineage: Eukaryota; Metazoa; Arthropoda; Insecta; Phasmatodea; Bacillidae. Bases 623 to 4468 code for a protein of 1281 amino acids.